Messenger RNA from Tigriopus californicus, 934 nucleotides. RefSeq names its product ADP-ribosylation factor-related protein 1-like (gene Arfrp1). The transcript is spliced from 3 exons. Gene Ontology annotation, cellular component: Golgi apparatus. Gene Ontology annotation, biological process: protein localization to organelle; Golgi to plasma membrane protein transport; intracellular protein transport. The record is from RefSeq and is a predicted model, not a curated record. Gene Ontology annotation, molecular function: GTPase activity; GTP binding. NCBI's taxonomy places the organism in Eukaryota, Metazoa, Arthropoda, Copepoda, Harpacticoida, Harpacticidae. Bases 144 to 809 code for a protein of 221 amino acids.
GUUUUGCUAUUUUAGAAACGAGCCAGGGUUCGACAAGAUAACUUGAGCCUUGCAAACGUCACCACAGACACUGCAAUCGAAACCAUUCCAAACAAAUGGAAAACAAAUCGACAUGAGACGGUGAAAGUCAAGUAAUAAUCAUAAUGUACACACUCUUCUCGGGCCUCUACAAGUCCUUAACGGAGAAGGAGGAGUUCUUCGUCCUCAUUUUGGGCUUGGACAAUGCGGGCAAGACCACUUUCUUAGAAGCCGCCAAAGCCAAGUUCGGAGAAAAACGCACCAAGAGUCUCAUCCCUUUAACCCGGAAAUAUGAUGGGAAGAACUCGGACAAGGCUCCUUUAGUCAACACAUCUAAAAUCACCACCACAGUAGGACUAAAUAUUGGUCGAAUCGACACUCAUGGCAUAAGGUUAAACUUCUGGGAUCUGGGCGGACAAGAGGAGCUCCAAGCUCUUUGGGACAAGUAUUAUGCGGAAUGCCACGCCGUGAUAUUCACGGUCGACUCCCAUGACCGGGAGCGAGUGAGCGAAUCGAAGGCCGCUUUUGACGCCAUGAUUUCCAAUUCUAACAUUACUGGGGUACCUCUUUUGGUCCUGGCCAACAAACAAGAUCUUCCAGAAUCCAUGGGAGUGAGAGAGGUCAAGCCCAUCUUUCAGGACAAUGAUGAAAAAAUUGGAAAUCGCGAGUGCAUGGUACUGCCCACGUCCGGUCUCACGGGCGAUGGAGUGGUGGAAGGCAUCGAAUGGUUAAUCCAGUGCAUUCAAAGGAACGUGGUCAACCGACCCACGGGCAAUCAAGACAAUGAUUGAUUUGUAGAGGGAAAUUGCGGAAUGAUCAAGAUGUUUGUCAUGAUUACUUUAUUUUCAUCCGUGAUAACAAGAAAAAUGUUGGACCUUUAUUUUUUUGCCGAUUAAAAGCUGCACUUUGAAAAUGA